UACUGUUUAUGUAUUGCAUGCGGAUAGCAGAAUAAAUUUCCAAACCGUUUUCAAUGAACAACAAAUGCCUUGAUGGUUUUUUUAGAAAACAAAAGCGUAUUUUGAAAACUUAGAUCAAUUUACUUCUUCAAGCUUAAAUAAUAUAAUUUACUUAGGUUAUAUGGAAAAGUUAUCGAUUUUAACUCUAAAAUGCAUAGUUGACGUAUAAAUAAAUAAAUUUUCUAAAAUGUUUUUCGUUUCUCAAUUUUAUGAAUACUUAAAAAGUAUUUCCAAUGUAGCAAGUAAUGUUUAUAAUUACAUUUUCACAUUCUUAAAAACAAAUUUAACAAAAAAUGUUGAGUGUAAUUAUAUUGAGAUACUUCACCAAAGUGAUAAUUUUUUGAUAGUUAACAAACCAUAUGAUAUGGUUAUAAACAGCAAUAAUCCUAGUGUAAAGAAGAGUGUUCAAUUAAUAAUCCGUGAGAUGUUUCCAAAUUUAGUCAACCCAAAUCUAUACCAUGAAUUUUAUUUCGUUCAUCGACUAGAUUAUGCCACAAGUGGUGUAAUGUGCUUGGCUUUGAAUAAACAGUCUGCUCAGGCUGCUUCAUCAGCAUUUGAAGAAAGGACUGUACGAAAAUAUUAUUUAGCUCUUGUACAUGGUCAUAUUGAUAAAUAUUCAAUGGUGAUUGACAUACCAAUAGGACAUGAUGUUAGAGAGUUAAAUGGAAAUCGCAAAAUGUGCACUAAAGAUGAUGACUUCUGUGAAAAAGCAAGAAAAUCUUGUACUGCUUUGCUAGUUCUUGAAAAAGGAUAUAUUGAUGACAGACCAGUAACAAAAGUUCUAUUAUAUCCUAAAACUGGUCGAAGGCAUCAACUUAGAGUACAUUGUGCUCAUAUAGGACAUAUAAUUGUAGGAGAUUAUACUUACAGUGGUAAAACUGAUACUAAACCUCAUAGGACGUUUCUCCAUGCAUUUAGAUUAAUUAUAGAUAAUAGCAUAGAGAAUUUGGACGUACAAACGAAUGAUCCAUUUUGUUCAUCAAUCCCUGAAAAUCAGUGGAGACCUAGCACGAUUGUACGACUCUUGGAUGAGAGUGCAUUUUCUGAUAUUAAAGACCUUGCAGCUGGUAUCUAAGGUUUUCUAAGGAUCCUUUCCAAUAAUACCAGAUUCAAUAAUUUCAUAUUCAAUGUUUUUACGUGGUAAAUAAGGGGAUCCAGUUAUGAAAAGAUAUCGACGAUUGAACUUUUUGUACAAGUAAAAAGAAUUAGUGACCAUACUGGCCCAAGUUAUCCCAAGAGAAGGUUGUUCUUUACAGGAAAGGUUUUCUGUGUAAUUGUUUCCCAUCAUGGCAGUUACCUGUGCAAGUACAAACAUUUUUUUAACGCUUUUAUACAGCUUAAUUAUGUACAGAAUUGCAAUUUAAAAUUUGUAUAUUUUAUUAAAAAAACUUGGUACCUAAAAAA
Nasonia vitripennis (jewel wasp) is the source of this 1443-nucleotide messenger RNA. RefSeq names its product RNA pseudouridylate synthase domain-containing protein 1. Gene Ontology annotation, molecular function: pseudouridine synthase activity; RNA binding. The transcript has 4 exons. Lineage: Eukaryota; Metazoa; Arthropoda; Insecta; Hymenoptera; Pteromalidae. The record is from RefSeq and is a predicted model, not a curated record. Bases 227 to 1114 code for a protein of 295 amino acids. Gene Ontology annotation, biological process: pseudouridine synthesis.